AUGAUUCGAAGACAGAGAGUCCCCACUGCACUGAUAUCUGUUACCAUUUGCCCCAUUGAAGCGCUAUAUCGUGCUUCGGAAAGAUGCUACGUUUUGCAGCAAGACCCGGAGGAUCCAGCGGAGAUAUGGAUCGUGAUAAUAUUCGGGCUGGAUGACGCCAAUACGACGCUUCACCAUGCUCGCGAACUUGCACAGCAGCUUAUGGACAGCAAAGACUCAAAUGCUUUUAAAUACGAGUAUUUGUUCGAACGGGAAAUCCCGACGAGCUACCUGCAGCACAACGUCUCGCUCAAAGAGCUAAUCAAACGCGGACUAACAGACGGGAUGUUCCUCAACAUAGAAGGCUCUUUUCCAAGCACUCUGGAAGAAUUCCGGAAUGUGGUAAUGAGCGCAAUAUUGUCGGACGCUUAUGGCGCUGGUCGUUGGCUAGGAGGCGCCCGAGCUUUCGGUGCCGGGCACCUAUUCUCUUGGAAGUUCAGGCGCAUCGAUCGGUAUCGCCAAUAUAUCGAUGUAUAUUGGGUGAAUGAUGAAGGAGACCUUGAAUUUGACUAUGGUCUUGAGUUUGGGAGCAUAUGA
Messenger RNA from Penicillium hordei, 576 nucleotides. RefSeq lists its product as uncharacterized. The coding region runs from base 1 to 576 and encodes 191 amino acids. The record is from RefSeq and is a predicted model, not a curated record. Lineage: Eukaryota; Fungi; Ascomycota; Eurotiomycetes; Eurotiales; Aspergillaceae. The transcript is spliced from 2 exons.